AUGGGCUGGAUCCUCGUUUCCUUCCUGCCGGUGCUUCCGCAAUACCGCUUCUCUGCCCGCAUCCUUCGCUCCUCCAAACAUUGCCACACUCGCGACCGUGAAGUAACCGUCGGGACGAUCGUCCUCUGUGAAGAGUCUGCAGCGUUCUCACCGCAUGGAACGUACCGAAUGACCGACGAAACGACCCUACCUCCGGCAAUGGAGCUGAAAACUCUGUCCGUCAUCGACUACGCGGUGUUCGCCGGAUCUCUGCUAUUGACUCUCCUCAUCGGAUUAUAUCAAGCAUGGAAGGGGAGGAAGGAUUCGGCAAAGGAACUGGUGGUCGCCUCCAAGGGGCUAUCGCUGGGUCCCAUCACUCUGUCCCUCGUCGCCACCUACAUGUCUGCCGUCCUUCUGCUCGGGACGCCGGCUGAAAUAUAUGCGAAUGGGACUCAAUGGUGGAUUACGAUCAUCGGGUUCAUGAUAGGAAUCCCACUGGCCAGUCUCAUCUUUCUGCCCAUCUUCUAUCGCCUCAAGCCGACCAGCAUUUUCCAAUAUUUCGAGCUGAGGUACAACUCGAAGAUGGUGCGAACUUUUGCCAGUCUCCUGUACGUGUUUCAAAUGACCCUUUACAUGGGUGUAGCCUUGUAUGCCCCCGUGGUUGCCGUCACUGCCAUGACCACCAUCCCCGAAUGGCUCGCCAUCGGGGUCGCCGGGGCCAUCUGUACCCUCUAUACAGCCAUCGGAGGGCUGAGAGCAGUGGUAUGGACGGAUGUCUUCCAAGUUUCCAUCAUGGUGGCUGGCAUGCUCAUCAUCGUUAUUUAUGGAACGGUCCUCGUCGGGGGAAUCCACGAAGUCUGGCGGAUCAAUGCCGAAUAUCAACGAGUGACCUUCUUCAAUUUCUCAGGAGACAUCUUCGAAAGACACACCUUCUGGUGGAUUGUGAGCAACACGGCCAUCGGGUGGAUGUUGGUUCAUGGUGCCAAUCAGGCAUCGGUUCAGCGGUACUGCAGUCUUCCCACGAUAGGACAAGCCCGAUGGGCCUUACUCCUGAACGUCCCCGGGGUCGUGACCUUGGUGUGCCUGGCCUGUGCCGCAGGCGUGGUCAUUUUCGCUAAUUAUGCCGACUGCGAUCCCUUGAAGGCAGGCAUAAUCCAAAAGAAAGACGAAAUCAUCCCCUACUUUGUCACCGAUAAAUUGGGUCAUCUCACAGGCCUACCUGGCGUUUUCCUCGCAUGCCUCUUCAGCGGAGCCCUCAGCACGCUCUCAUCUGGUCUGAAUUCCUUGGCUGCGGUGACAUGGGAGGACGGCGUGAAACAGUUUCAUUGGGGUCGGCAGUUGGACGAAUCCAAAGCGGUUCUCCUCACCAAAUUACUUUCUGCGCUGUAUGGCGUAAUAGCCAUUGGCCUGGCCCUCUUGGCUGGAAAACUGGGUGGGGUCCUUCAAGUGUGCGUCACGGUGACGUCUGUCAUCGCUGCCCCUCUUCUCGUCCUCUUCCUCUCCUCCGGCGUCGUGUCGGGUGCCCUGGUGGCGUUGAUGGUAGCAAGCUGGAUAGGCUUCGGAUCCUUCAUCGUCGGAACGCCCAAGCCCGAACCGUUACCCUCAUCCAUUCGGGAUUGCCCUUCGCAUUUCAACCUCACAGAGGCUGUCCGCGGAACGGAACUGGCCGUUCAGGCCGAGGGGACGACGGAGAGGAGCGUCUAUCACAUUUCCUAUCUGCUCUACAUGCACAUGGGAUUAAUCUCCGGCAUGGUCGUCACCAUCAUCAUGAGCCUUCUCACAGGCUGCAGCAAGGAGGAAGAAAUCCAUGAAGGACUCGUCCUCGAAAGAUGCCGGAAGUUGUUCGCCUGCCGUAGGUUGGCAGGAGAUGCGUCUUAUCAUCUUGAGGUGACGGGAACGAGCAUGUCCAGGAAGGACCCAUCCUGCACAACCAUCUGCUCCGAACUUAUGCCUGAAAACUCCCAAUCGCCUUGA
This is a messenger RNA of Darwinula stevensoni, 1953 nucleotides long. Lineage: Eukaryota; Metazoa; Arthropoda; Ostracoda; Podocopida; Darwinulidae. The record is from the annotation of a GenBank genome assembly.